UGACAUUGUUCAUCCUUCACUGUCUUCAGGCGUAGAGUGCCUCAGCCUCACACCCCUCCAGGCUCUCUCUCCAGCGAUUGGACUCCUCGAGGCGGACUGAACUCGAUAAACAGGCCCAAAAUGCCUUCAUGUCGCAUAACUAAUCACACUGCGCAACCGCUGAACAUCUGCCUAAAGCAAGUAACAGCCCUGCACUUUGAGAACACUGUUCAGCCAGGUCAGACGAUCAAAUUCAGACCCGGCAAAGUAUGGUUCACAUUAGAGGCACUAGUCGAUGAUGGGACGAAGAAGAGCCGGUACUCCGUCUUGAAAUCCGCAGCGACCAUUGCGAUUCUGUCAGUCGCGGUCGGUGCAGUCGCCGCUACGGCUGGGGCUGCUCUUCUGCCAGAAGCAGCGGCUCUCGAAGCGAUCGCAGCGGCGUCUGUAGCUGGCUCGUACCUAGCAAAGGGCAUGACAGUGACGAAAGCUGCAUUGGUCAGUAACUCUGGAACAAUUGCAAAGAUCUCUUCUACGAUGCUACCGAAGGCUAUCGAUAAGUUGACUGCAGAGAUAGGGGGUCUGUCUGCGCUACAGCGAGAAGUUCUAACAAUCAUCUCUUCGCCGUCGAUUAGUUCAGAUGUACGACACAGAGCCACGUCAUUACUUAAGCAGCUACAUGGAGCAUACGCAAAGGACAAGGCGGAGAAAAGACCUGGCGGGGCAUCAAAUAACCCCAACCCAAUCAUGGAUCCUACCUCCAAACAGAUGCCAGCCGAAGCGGCACCUCAAAGCGUGACAGAAGGCACAGGGUCAGGGAUCUCCAGCGCGGAUCCGGCGACAGAUCUUGGACCAUUGGACGAAAAGGAAGGCGCUGCGCUCGAAGCCGAGCUUGAUGCCGGGAAACUUGAUGAUCGCGUAGAGCAUACACCGAUCCGGACGGGUGAAGUCCUGAGAGUUCAUGGGGUUUACAUGAAUGUGAAGCGAGAGUUCGAUAUCCGAGUGGGAGCCGAGGGGAAGCUGGAACUCUGGGAUGCGAAGGCCAAUAAGCGGUGGGGCGAGAAGUAAAGUAUGCAAUCGCAGAGCUUUGCACCGUAUAAGUGGCUAGGAAACAGACUUCUGAGGCCUUGUCCUUGCAGAAAGUUCCGCCAAAGCGUUGUAUGACAUACAUGAAUGGUCGAUCUCACAUUCUACGA
Kockovaella imperatae is the source of this 1172-nucleotide messenger RNA. RefSeq lists its product as hypothetical. The transcript has 7 exons. NCBI's taxonomy places the organism in Eukaryota, Fungi, Basidiomycota, Tremellomycetes, Tremellales, Cuniculitremaceae. Bases 121 to 1044 code for a protein of 307 amino acids. The record is from RefSeq and is a predicted model, not a curated record.